AUGAGCAAGAAGUUCAAGUCGGGGAGUUCUGAUAAUACUGGUUCAAGCCAAAGUGGUAACUCAACACCAGCUUGUACUACAUGUGGAAAGAAACAUGGAGGUGUAUGCUAUUGUGCGACAGAGGCUUGUUAUCAUUGUAAGAAGUUUGGGCACAUUGCCAAGGAUUGUACACAACCACGUCAGAGUGGCAACCGAGGUGCGACAAGCUCGAUUAGGUCAACUUCCACAACAAAACCAGUUGCAGCAUCAACUGCCACAAGAAAUGAUCAAAGGCAAGAAAGGGUUUUUGCAUUGAUUCCAGGGGACACUCAAAAUACUGAGGCCGUAGUGUCAGGUACAAUCUCCAUUUGUGGUAAACUUGUUUAUACUUUAAUUGAUUUUGGGUCUACACAUUCGUUCAUUUCUAUGGCUUUUGCUGAAACUUUGAAUAGACCUAUGGAAACAUUGAAUUAUAUACUAUGUGUUGCAUCACCUACGGGGGGAUCCAUGCUAUGUUCAACUGUAUUUAUUGCGUGUGAAUUAUUUCUCGAGAAUGCUACUCUGUAUGCUGAUUUACCUUUAGACAUGGGACAAUUUGAUGUUGUUUUGGGAAUGGAUUGGCUAGCUAAAUAUCAUGCGACAAUUGAUUAUGUCUUGAAACGAGUAAUAUUCCGACCUCCCGGGCAAGAGGAAUCUUAUUUUGAGGGAAAAUGGGUAGUCUCACCACCAUACCUUAUAUAUACCAUGAAAGCUUGA
Molecule: messenger RNA, 735 nt
Organism: Camellia sinensis
Lineage: Eukaryota; Viridiplantae; Streptophyta; Magnoliopsida; Ericales; Theaceae
Molecular function (GO): nucleic acid binding; zinc ion binding
Source: RefSeq, a predicted model, not a curated record